AUGUGGCUACUUCUCUUGAUACUCGCGGCACUCUCUGACCUCAUGCCGAGCGGUGCAACUCUUGGCCCUCUGGAGCAGGCUAUGGAGUUUAAUUACAAAGUCGUCUUUACUCGGCAGCCCCCACCGCGUGGACUUGGCAGGGAACAGUACUACCCAGUGCGUCUCAGCAAUGGGUCCGCGUUUGUUUGUGUCGUGCCGGAGGGUUCCCAGCAGCAUGAGAGCCCUGCGGCGCUCUUUGAGGUGAACCGUAGCGUUCCAGCGCAGUUCCUCCAGCGCAUCGACGAAAGCUUCCGUGACUUGUGCGUCAGUCUGCUUGAGGGGUGGUGGACCUACAGAUUCUGCUGGAACAACGAUGUGGUACAGCUGCACCUGCCGAUGAUGACUUUGGGAGACGGGGUUUUGUUGGAGACGGAGCUGCAAGGGUCGCCGACGCACUUUCUGCUUGGUGUGGCCCCAUCUAAGGAGGCCUUGAGCUUCCACUUCGGCAUGGAUGCUUUUGGGGAACGCUUCAUCAGAACACGGUAUCCCAACGGCGAUCUCUGCGACCUCACAAAGGCCCCACGAGAGACGGAGAUUCGUUUGUACUGCGCACGGAACAACGAAAUUGAAACGAUGACGUUGCGCGAGGUGGAGGUAUGCCGCUAUGUGGCGAGCGUGACCUCCAAGCUUGCCUGCAUUCCAGCGCUGCAGCAAGAAAUGACGGAGCGGCUCAUGACAUGUCAUGAGCUUCUUUUUAGAAGUCCGAAGGCGGGUCAACCUACCUUCUGA
This is a messenger RNA of Trypanosoma conorhini, 768 nucleotides long. RefSeq names its product protein OS-9 isoform X1. The record is from RefSeq and is a predicted model, not a curated record. The coding region runs from base 1 to 768 and encodes 255 amino acids. Gene Ontology annotation, cellular component: endoplasmic reticulum lumen. The transcript has a single exon. NCBI's taxonomy places the organism in Eukaryota, Euglenozoa, Kinetoplastea, Trypanosomatida, Trypanosomatidae. Gene Ontology annotation, biological process: retrograde protein transport, ER to cytosol; endoplasmic reticulum unfolded protein response.